Messenger RNA from Gongylonema pulchrum, 303 nucleotides. The record is from the annotation of a GenBank genome assembly. Lineage: Eukaryota; Metazoa; Nematoda; Chromadorea; Rhabditida; Gongylonematidae.
AUGGCAUGGGCGGAAACCAAUCAACUUGGAUGUGCCGUCCAUAAAUGCCCUGAUAUGGUUAUUGUGGUUUGCGAGUAUUACCCUCCCGGAAACACACUAAACAGAAAAAUCUACGAGACAGCGCAGACGGGACAGGCGCCCCCGCGCCAACAGCCUCCGCGCCAACAGCCUCCGCCGCAGAUGCAGCAGCGCCAAGGGCCGCCGCAGCACAUGCCACAAAUGCGCCAGAGACAGCCAAUGCCCCAGCAGCAGCAAAUGCACCCGCAGCCGGAGGUGGUGUACGUGACCCGCCGCCGUAAUUAA